AUGUCAUCAGAACACCUCAUCUGUACCACUCAAGGAUCAGAGCUGACUGUCAUUGAAAUCAAUGCACAGAUCAGCUUGACUGUAAUAAUACCUAUGGAUGUUUCUAUUACACAACUAGUAUUUCCAAACUUAAAGUCCAUCAGUAUCAUGGCCUCAGGUUCACCCUACCAAAUGGCCAACACAACAGCCAAUGUAAUGGCAAUGCUCGAUACACAAGGCAACGAAAAGUUGACCAGUAUCAGUCUUGGGUACAACACAGCACUCAGUAUCCUCAUCUCUGAUUUCUAUCCACAAUAUAUACCAUUGGACACAGUAGAGUUCAAUCAGAUUACCAUUGAGCAGAUAGUACCAGAGAAGUUCAUCACCCGACUCAAAUCAAUCAAGAUCAAUCAAUGUGUAUUCUCAGAGCCAACUGGUGGACAGAUUGAUCUGAAUCCAGCAUCCAUACACAGCAAACUGACAACGAUUAACAUUGAUUUCCCAUCGACACAAGUUCGCAGUAUAUAUCCAAUCAAUGAUAGUAGCUUCCCUCUUUUGGAUGAGUUGACCAUGACAUCGCCAACUCAACUUGGAGUGACCUUGAACCACACCAAUAUCACAUGGCUGUCAUUGAAGAGGACUCCACAGAAUCUUGCACCAGGCACACUUAACAUCAUACGAGCAAACUCAUUGGCUAACCUUAAUCUAAACAAUUUCAAAGCGACACCAAACGAUUUGAGGCCACUAUCCAUCUCUGCUGCAUCAAUAACGUAUUGUUCAGCUAAUGUCAUUCAAUUUGAUAAUCUGAAUGAGUUGUCCUAUACUUGGUCCAACCUCACUACAUUCCCAGCAGUUGACACAUUCAACAAUCAGUCCAAUGGUCUAGUUCAAUCAUUAACACUCUAUGGCAAUAACAUAACAGGACCACUCCCAGUGUAUCCAAGUAUAUCAAGUAUUACGGUAUCACAGAAUCCAUCAUUCGCUGGACCAAUACCAGAUCAUUAUUGUAGUCUUCAAUUGGAACAAAUGUCCUUCCAAGAUACAGCACUCAAGAAUGUACCAGAAUGUUUCUUAUGUGCAUGGACAAAGGCCAAAGGUCUAUUCAGUGGUUCUCUAAUGUCGGGUCUACCCUCCGGAUUUACAUGUAACUCAUCAAUUGACCUCAAAGUCUUCUUGAUGACACCAACGACCAAUAUGACAUCGAUCACAAUCACUGGAUCAAACCUUGGAUUUGGAGUUGAUGGAGACAUGUCUCCAGGAUUGAAGUGUCUUGUUCCCAAUCAACAGUUUGUAUAUACACCACCAACUCCAAAUGGACCAGGAAAUCUACAAUUCUCCAUCAGUGAUUCUAUUAGCAAGUCAAUCAAUUGGGCCACAGAUAUCACAAUGGUCAGCAGGGCAGUUGCAGAGAGAUAUUAUAGUGAUUGGGAAAUCACUGUAUUGGGUAACUUUGACGUCAACCUUCAGUAUAACAUAUCAGUCAAUCUUCAAACGAUGGUGGCCACACAAGUCACUCCCAACUUUAUUAAAUGUAUUGUGACUGCGACUACCAUGAGUAGGAUGCCCAAACAAGUUGGUGUCCUGAAUAACUACCAAAAGAAGGUUGGUGCAAUUCAAAUUAUGAAGUAUCCAUCUAUAUCAUCAUUCUCCAAGACAACAACGGAUAGCAAGGACAUUGCAUUUUAUGGAUACUUUAGUAUUAUUACCAAUGCCACAUUGAAUGUCACCAUCAAUGGUCUUGGAUGUAGAGUAGCAUUCAUCAACUCAUCACUACUCAUAUGUAAUGUUACCACUGGUCAAUUGAAGCCUGGAUAUGCCAACCUAUCACUUGCCAUCAAUGGGGAGCUAUUCCAAUCAGAUCAAUACCUCCUGAUAUCAUCAUCAAGUAUUGUUGAUGAUUGCGGUGCGUCAAGUGGAUGUAGUGGAAAUGGACAAUGUGUUGAAGGAAGGUGUCAAUGUGCCAAGGGCUUUGGUGGAUAUUAUUGUGAGUCAAGGACCAAUGAUGGUGUGGUAGUGAUCACUCCAGAUGCAAGUAGUCCUGCGACUGUAAUCAAGUCAGAGGGUGCCACUUUCCUAUUCAAUGUUGUGGCCAUUCAAGAACUCGAUCAGAUUGGUCAGUUGGUCAGUGAGUUGCUCACCACAACUUGGACAUCCACGACCAUCAACACAGACACGAUGACAUCACAUAUCUACAACUUGACAUCAUUCAAUCAAACACUCAAUCUCAAGGUGUCAUCAAGACUGGAUGUGUCUACUGUCGAGAGGACUGUGGUGUUUGCCGGACAGACAUUCACUUGCUCACCCAACUCUGUCAAGUUGACAAUGUCCAUCGAGCAUUGGCCAUUCCAAUCAAACUUGAACACUCUACGCAUGGUGUUGCACAAGGAUGGCACACUCAACAAUGACACUGGCGUUUGUGGAACCAAGAGCGUAGUUUCAGUGGACCCCUUCAACAACAUGCAAUACCUCAAGGUGAUCAACAACAAUGGCGUGGAGCUGUACGGACGCUUCCUCCCAUACGCCAUGUCGGACGGACGUCCAGCAUUGUCGCGCAAUGAGAUCAUCAACACUACAAACUCAUCAACAUUCAUUGGCAUCAAUAUGCCACAUUGUUUGGAUGAGUGUGUUGUGGAUCCAGACUUCUCAGUGCUUGUCAACCCCAGUCCACAGCCAUGUGACGAUCAAACCAAUCGUUGGAAGUUGCCCGUGAUCAUUGUAUCAGUGAUCGUCGGUACCAUCCUUGUUUCAAUCAUCACUGUAUCCAUCAUCAAACGUAGACUCAAAGGUCGAAGACUUAGAGAUGUCGUCACACACAAGUUAAAGAAGAUAUCAAACUAG
Molecule: messenger RNA, 2817 nt
Organism: Acytostelium subglobosum LB1
Lineage: Eukaryota; Evosea; Eumycetozoa; Acytosteliales; Acytosteliaceae
Exons: 14
Coding region: 1-2817 (938 amino acids)
Source: RefSeq, a predicted model, not a curated record